Enterobius vermicularis (human pinworm) is the source of this 400-nucleotide messenger RNA. The record is from the annotation of a GenBank genome assembly. Lineage: Eukaryota; Metazoa; Nematoda; Chromadorea; Rhabditida; Oxyuridae.
UUUAGAUGAACGAUCUGACAGUGGCUCAUCAUCAACAUUUUGUGUGCAUGAUCUACCGGUGGAAGUUGAAGAAACUAUUGGUACCAGUAAAGAUUGUUGGAUGGAACCGGAUGGUAAAGGCAAACACUGUAUAUGUGGACAAGAUUUUUGCAAUAAACCUCGAAGUUACCGAGCUUUACUCAGUGAUCCAGAAGCAUUACCGAUUGCAAAUGCAACAAUGCGAAAGAAAAAUCCGUUAAUUGAUUAUGAAGACGUUUGGGAUGAAGAAGACGAAGGAAUGAAUGCUAAACCAUUGCCAGUUAAUUUGAUAUUUCCGGGUGCUGCGGAUAUUGAUCCUCGGAUAGCUGGCGACGAAAUCAAAAACAAUGAAUUUGGUGAUAACGGUUUGUUUUCUAUAUAA